AUGUCAGAUCCUGUGGAGCUAUUGAAAAGAGCUGAGAAGAAAGGUGUUCCUUCAUCAGGUUUUAUGAAAUUGUUUAGCGGUUCUGAUUCUUACAAGUUUGAAGAGGCUGCUGAUCUUUGUGUCCAGGCAGCUACCAUUUACCGUUUGAGAAAAGAAUUGAACUUAGCAGGAGACUCUUUUCUAAAAGCCGCUGACUAUCAGAAGAAGGCUGGUAACGAAGAUGAAGCAGGAAAUACUUACGUAGAAGCUUACAAGUGUUUCAAAAGCGGUGGAAACUCUAUUAACGCAGUAGAUUCAUUGGAGAACGCUAUCCAAAUUUUUACUCAUAGAGGGCAGUUCCGCAGAGGUGCUAAUUUCAAGUUCGAACUGGGAGAAAUUUUGGAAAAUGAUUUGCACGACUUUUCAAAGGCCAUAGAUUGUUACGAGCUUGCUGGUGAGUGGUAUGCUCAAGACCAGUCUGUGGCAUUGUCUAAUAAAUGUUUUAUCAAAUGUGCAGAUUUAAAGGCUCUCGAUGGUCAAUAUAUCGAAGCAAGUGACAUCUAUUCCAAGUUGAUUAAGAGCAGCAUGGGAAAUAGGUUGAGUCAAUGGAGUUUGAAGGAUUACUUCCUAAAAAAGGGUCUCUGUCAGCUUGCUGCCACUGAUGCUGUUGCUGCUGCAAGGACUCUACAAGAGGGUCAAAGUGAAGACCCAAAUUUCGCAGAUUCAAGAGAAUCGAAUUUUUUGAAAAGUCUAAUUGACGCCGUUAAUGAAGGUGAUAGCGAACAGCUCAGUGAGCAAUCCAAGGAAUUUGAUAAUUUCAUGAGACUUGAUAAAUGGAAAAUCACAAUUUUGAAUAAGAUUAAGGAGUCCAUCCAACAGCAAGAAGAUGAUCUGUUAUGA
Molecule: messenger RNA, 879 nt
Organism: Saccharomyces mikatae IFO 1815
Lineage: Eukaryota; Fungi; Ascomycota; Saccharomycetes; Saccharomycetales; Saccharomycetaceae
Gene: SEC17
Product: alpha-soluble NSF attachment protein SEC17
Exons: 2
Coding region: 1-879 (292 amino acids)
Biological process (GO): SNARE complex disassembly; intracellular protein transport
Cellular component (GO): vacuolar membrane; SNARE complex
Molecular function (GO): soluble NSF attachment protein activity; syntaxin binding
Source: RefSeq, a predicted model, not a curated record